Parus major (Great Tit) is the source of this 2274-nucleotide messenger RNA. RefSeq names its product very-long-chain enoyl-CoA reductase-like. Bases 662 to 1522 code for a protein of 286 amino acids. The transcript has 9 exons. The record is from RefSeq and is a predicted model, not a curated record. Gene Ontology annotation, molecular function: oxidoreductase activity, acting on the CH-CH group of donors. Gene Ontology annotation, biological process: very long-chain fatty acid biosynthetic process. NCBI's taxonomy places the organism in Eukaryota, Metazoa, Chordata, Aves, Passeriformes, Paridae.
CAGGGGUGACAGCCCCGUCCCGGUGUGACAGCCCCGUCCCGGUGUCCCCGGUGUGACACAGCCCUGUCCCGGUGUGACACAGCCCUGUCCCGGGUGACACAGCCCCGUCCCGGUGUGACACAGCCCUGUCCCGGUGUGACACAGCCCUGUCCCGGUGUCCCCGGUGUGACACAGCCCUGUCCCGGGGUGACACAGCCCCGUCCGGGUGUGACAGCCCCGUCCCGGUGUGACAGCCCCAUCCCGGUGUCCCCGGUGUGACACAGCCCUGUCCCGGGGUGACACAGCCCCGUCCCGGUGUGACAGCCCCGUCCCGGUGUCCCCGGUGACGUCACGCGCUCCCCCCGGCAGUGUCACCCCCGCGGGUGACAGCGCCCACGUGGCCGCCGCCGGCCUUGUCCCCACCUGGUGGCACCGAGGCUCUCGGGGUCGCUCUCGGUGCUGGGGGGCUCCGGCCGCGCCUCCCGCCCGCGCCACGUCCUGACCCGGCCUUGUCCCCUCCGCGCCCGCCGGCCGCUGUCCCCACCCCCCCCGGGUGACCCUGUCCCUCCCGGGGCCACCUCCGGGGCCACCUCCAGGGCCACCCCCGGGCCACUCCAGGGCCACCAAGAGGGGGAGGUUUAUAUUUAGCGCGGCCGAUCGGGUUUCGGGCGGGCGCGGUGACAUGGAGGUGGCGGUGCCACCCCGCGAGGGGGGCCCGGUGGCCCCGGGGACCGUGCUGGCGCUGUGGCCACCGGUGGCCCCCAGCAGGCGGCCCAAGAAAUCGGCCGUGCUCUUCUUCGAGGUGGAGAUCCUGGACGCCCGCACGCGGGACAAGCUCUGCUUCCUCGACAAGGUGGAGCCUCAGGCCACCGUGGCCGACAUCAAGAACCUGUUCAGCAAAGCCCAUCCCCAGUGGUACCCGGCGAGGCAGUCACUGCGCCUGGACCCCAAGGGUCGCUCGCUGAAGGACGAGGAUGUGCUGCAGUCGCUGCCCGUGGGCACCACGGCCACGCUCUACUUCCGGGACCUGGGGGCGCAGAUCAGCUGGGUCACGGUGUUCCUGACGGAGUACGCGGGUCCCCUGCUCAUUUAUCUGCUCUUCUACUUCCGGGUCCCGUUCCUGUACGGGCCCCGCUACGACUUCACCGCCAGCCGGCACCGCGUGGUCCAGGUCCAGGUGCCCCCCCAGGUGUCCCCUGUGACCCCGCCCUGCUCCCCCCAGUUCUGCCAGCUCGGGAACUUCUCCAUCCACGUGGCCCUGCGGAACCUGCGCCCCGCAGGCUCCAAGACACGGAAGAUCCCGUACCCCACCCGCAACCCCUUCACGUGGCUGUUCCUGCUCGUGUCCUGCCCCAACUACACCUACGAGGUCGGGUCCUGGAUCGGUUUCACCAUCAUGACCCAGUGUCUGCCCGUGGCCCUGUUCUCGCUGGUGGGCUUCGUGCAGAUGGCGAUCUGGGCGCAGGGCAAGCACCGCAGCUACCUCCGGGAAUUCCGGGAUUACCCUCCCCUGCGCUCGCCCAUCAUCCCCUUCCUGCUGUGACACCCGGGCCACCGGGGCCACCUGCUGUCCCCUCCCUGCUGGGACACCGGGGCCACCUGCUGUCACCUCCCUGCUGGGACACCUGGGUCACCCCCUGUCCCCUUCCUGCUGUGACACCGGGGCCACCCACUGUCCCCUCCCUGCUGGGACACCGGGGCCACCUGCUGUCCCCUCCCUGCUGGGACACCCGGGUCACCUGGGACACCCCUCGUCCCUGCUGUGACACCCGGGCCACCCGCUGUCCCCUUCCUGCUGUGACACCAGGGCCACCUGCUGUCCCCUCCCUGCUGUGACACCUGGGUCACCCCCUGUCCCUGCUGUAACACCCGGGUCAGCCCCUGUCCCCUCCCUGCUGACACCCAGGUCAGCCCCUGUCCCCUCCCUGCUGUCACACCAGGGACAGCCCUUGGGGACACUGGGAACACCCUGAUCUGUCCCCGUCAGUCCUGCCCUGAGCCUUGGGGACAGCGUGGGGACAGGGGAUACAGGCCCGUUGUCACCCCGGUGCUCACAGCAGGACACACAUUGGGGAAUGUGGCCCCUCUGUCCCUUGUCACCUCCAGGGUGCCACCCCCGUGUCCCCUCCCCGGUGGCAGUGUCCCCAGCAGGGCUGGCCCAGACCCAGGGACAGCAGUGGUGACCAAAGCCACCCCUGGUGACAAUGUGCUGUCACCCACAAGUGGCUGGUGACCACAGCCCAGCGUCACCGUGUCCCCCGUCCCCACAGGUGACAAUAAAAGCCAUCCCCCACC